AUGAAGGCUGUCCAGGAGAAGGUGGAUGUGGUAAGCCUCGGAAUUGGCAUAAAUGGAAUGCGACAAACCAAAAAUAAUAAGGUGAUUAUUAAUUGCGAAACUGAAUCAGACAGAGCUAGACUCAGUGCGGCAAUUAAGGAAAAAACCAGCGGGAUAACAGUUACCGUGCCGAAUGUGCGUAAUCCAUGUCUUAGACUGCUCGGAGUAAUAAAUGAAUAUGCCAACGACAGGGUGGCAGAAGCCAUUUCGAAACAAAAUUCACGGAUAUUGGAAGGAGUGAGUGAGGAUAAUAGACAUAUAAAAUACAUCAGAUGUGUCAAAGGCCGAUCGGACUAUACAAAAAAUGUAAUCAUCGAAGUAAGUCCGCAGAUCUGGAACGUCCUAAAGGAUAGAAAGGUAAAAAUCGGCUACCAAAAUAUUCCGGCAGUAGACCAGACACCGAUUCAGCAGUGCUACCGUUGCCAAGGAUUCGGACAUCGCGCGACCGGUUGCACCGUUGCCAAUAGGUGCGGACACUGCGCGGAGAACCAUGACACCAGGUGCUGCCCACGAGACUCGGAGGGACAGAGAUGUGUAAACUGCAGGGAACUGGGGAAACCUCACGAUCACCCAGCUUAUAGUCAGUCCUGUCCAGAAUGGCAGAAGUGGGAUCGGAUAGCCCGUGCAGCUAUUCGUUACACAGCUACAUACGAGAUGAUCAAUAAUGUUAAAGAAAAGAAGUACGACGUAAUAUUCAUGACAGAACCAUACGUAGGAAGAGAUAAAAAGAAAUACACCUGCGAUAUGGAUGGAUAUGACGUCUAUCAAUGUACGGAUUUAAAUGCUAUAUCCAAAUCCUGCAUUGCAGUAAGAAGGAAGCUUGGCAAAUACAUAGGACUAACUCAGCAUAUUACAUCCAACUUUGUGGCAGUUGAAUUAACUCGUAACAAUAGGAAGAUGUGCUUAUCCUCAAUAUACGUUGAGCCCGGGGAGGACCCUUCACGCACGAUGCUACAUCUGGAGCAAUUCCUCCAACUAUACGGCAACAAGGAGCACAUCGUCUGUGGGGACCUGAAUGGUUGGCACCCCUUAUGGGGAUCCACAAGGGAUAACGAAAGAGGCAGAGCCAUCUACGACCUGACUGUCAACUAUGAUCUAAUUGUGUGCAAUAAGGGGAAUGAGGCAACAUUUGAGACCAUCACACAUACACAAAAAAGACAGGCUAUAAUAGAUAUAACCAUUGCCACAAUCGGGAUGGCGAAUAAUAUAGUCAACUGGAGAGUAAAUAGGGAGGUAAUACCCACGUCAGAUCACCAUGGGAUAGAGUUUGCAAUAAAGACUAGCCAGGAAUUUAAUAAGAAAAUCAAAUCCACAUCGACUUACAAAUAUAACACAGGCGGUAGAAUAGACUGGGAAGAAUUCAGAACUAAACUAAAAGAAAAUACGGAAAGGAGUAACAUCAACGACAUAGACAUAGACCAACUAGACACAGCUCAGAUAGACACAUACAUAAAUAACAUGACUAAUAUAAUUACAAAAACAUGUGAUGUACAACUCACCCGUAAAGAGCCUUAUUUUAAAAUCCCAUGGUGGACGCAGGAACUUACAGACAUGAAGAAAAAGGUCAUUUUCUUGCAUCACAGGCUGCAGGAUCUGAAAAGAGGUAAAAAGGACAUAACUAACAUAUUAAAUGAAGUACAGGAAGCUAGAAAGGAAUAUGUCACUAAAAUUCGAACUACGUCCUCAAACCACUUUAGAGACUUCUGCAGCAAACAGGGCAAAGAUGACGUGUGGUCUGUGACCAACCGCCUCCUCAAGAACUCUAUCAAACUGCAGCCACCAUCGACACUAAAAUCUGAGGAUGGUAGGUACACCUUGUCGACCCAGGACACCGCAGAGAAACUAGCCGCAAAGUUCUUCCCUGAUGAUACCUCUGCUGACGACACCGCACACCACCUGGAAAUAAGAGCAAUUACACGAAACAACAAUAACAAUAGACAGCUACAACCAGAAAAUAUACCUAAUAUAGAUAAUAAUGAACCCCCAUUCACCACUAACGAAAUAACUGAGAUCAUGAAGUAUAUGAGCCCAAGAAAAGCACCAGGAAUCGACCACCUUACUGCUGACAUAUGCCAAUAG
This is a messenger RNA of Cydia amplana, 2118 nucleotides long. RefSeq lists its product as uncharacterized. The record is from RefSeq and is a predicted model, not a curated record. The transcript is spliced from 3 exons. Bases 1 to 2118 code for a protein of 705 amino acids. Lineage: Eukaryota; Metazoa; Arthropoda; Insecta; Lepidoptera; Tortricidae. Gene Ontology annotation, molecular function: catalytic activity.